Priapulus caudatus is the source of this 1413-nucleotide messenger RNA. Its product is annotated as DCN1-like protein 3. Gene Ontology annotation, biological process: positive regulation of ubiquitin-protein transferase activity; protein neddylation. The coding region runs from base 70 to 993 and encodes 307 amino acids. NCBI's taxonomy places the organism in Eukaryota, Metazoa, Priapulida, Priapulimorpha, Priapulimorphida, Priapulidae. The record is from RefSeq and is a predicted model, not a curated record. The transcript has a single exon. Gene Ontology annotation, cellular component: ubiquitin ligase complex. Gene Ontology annotation, molecular function: ubiquitin conjugating enzyme binding; ubiquitin-like protein binding; cullin family protein binding.
UAGAGCACAGCAGGCAAGCGUGAGUGUUGGAGGGCAGGCUGCUGGUGCCGGGACCCGCUGCCCAGGCCAAUGGGGAAGUGCCUUUCCUGUUGUGCCGACACUGAUGUAACGGAAGGCUGUCGUCAUACAUCUCCCACAGGUGUGACUAGUGUGUCCCAGUCCAGCCUUCCAUCGACGACUGUGCUGCAGUUUCAGCCGCAGCAGUCAACAAAACUCACGCAGCAGGGCGACACGUAUACGAAUGGAACAGGCAACGCGCCCCUUGGUGGCGACAAGCAGAGAAUGUUCCCCUACCCACGCAUCCCGCCAAUCCACCGUAGCGGCGACGGUGGAAAAAAGGCCAUAGUGACACGCGAUAUGUCUGAGGCACGCAUUGCGGCGAUUUACGAGCGCUACCGGGACCCGCACGAAGAUGCUAUCCUCUCUGAGGGCGUUGAGCGGCUGUGCCGCGACCUUGGCGUGCAGCCGGAGGAGUUUCGCGUGCUCGUGCUCGCGUGGAAGUUUCAGGCGGCAACGAUGUGCCGCUUUACGCGCAGCGAGUUUGCAAGCGGCUGCCGGCGGCUGCGGGUCGACUCGGUGCGUGGUAUACGCGACCGCUUUCCAGACAUGCUUGACGAGGUCAGGGAUGCAGACGCAUUCAAGGACCUCUACCGCUGGACGUUCAAGUUUGGCCUCGAUGCCGACGUCGGUCAGCGUGUGUUGCCAACAGACAUCGCGGUCUCACUGUGGAGGCUUGCGUUCUCCCAACGUGAGCCACGCAUCCUCAAGCGCUGGCUCGCAUUCCUCGAGCGGCAUCCCCACAUCCGCUGCAUCCCGAAGGACACGUGGCACAUGUUCUUGAACUUCACUGAGGCCGUUGGUGAUGACCUCAGCUGCUAUGACGACACAGAGGCAUGGCCAAGCCUCUUCGAUGAUUUUGUCGAGUAUGAGAACGACCAGACAAAUCAGAAUGUCACAUCGGAUUCGCAGGAGCACAACGACAACAUGAUGUGAUUGGGAUGCGCUGCUGGCACCCUCUGGCCAAUGCCUUUGAAGAAGUUUGCAGCAUCAAACUGGCAGACACGUUUUCAUAUGGCACAACACAUGCAGGCCUUAACUACCUAUAUAUUGCAUGUCCUAGCUUGCAAGAGUGACUGUGGAGAGACAUGACCCAUGCAGGAUGUGAUUUAUUUCCAUUAAUAAGAUCACUGGUUAAGGUUAAACCAAUGUCUGACCAUUUGUGGUGAUCACCUCCUCCCCCACCCGCUGAACUCAUGGUGGAUACAUUUUCAUUGAGGGCUUGGUCAAAGAGUGGUUUAUAUUUACCAAGUCUUGCACGUGGUUAAUAGGUUAAUAGGUAAUGUUCUGUGGGAUGUGUCUGUCUGUGUGUGUACAUAUGUAUAUAUAUAUGUGUGUGUGUGUGUGCGUAUCUCU